Messenger RNA from Clarias gariepinus (North African catfish), 2256 nucleotides. RefSeq names its product solute carrier family 25 member 55b (gene slc25a55b). NCBI's taxonomy places the organism in Eukaryota, Metazoa, Chordata, Actinopteri, Siluriformes, Clariidae. The record is from RefSeq and is a predicted model, not a curated record. Gene Ontology annotation, biological process: aspartate transmembrane transport; L-glutamate transmembrane transport; malate-aspartate shuttle. The transcript is spliced from 9 exons. Bases 110 to 1096 code for a protein of 328 amino acids. Gene Ontology annotation, molecular function: L-aspartate transmembrane transporter activity; L-glutamate transmembrane transporter activity.
UGCUAUAUAUAAAGCCUUGCCACAUUGUCAGUCUGCUCUGCUCCUGCCUCAGACCUACUGUACACACACAUAACACCCAAUAUAAUAAACAUCCCAACUACGAGUAACUAUGGCUCAGCAACCAGUCAGCCUUCCUGCAAAACUCAUCAAUGGAGGUGUAGCAGGGAUGGUGGGAGUCACGUGUGUGUUCCCCAUCGAUUUGGCCAAAACACGACUUCAGAAUCAACGCAGCAGCCAGAAAGUGUACAGAAACAUGUUGGACUGUCUGAUCAAGACGGUUCGGUCUGAAGGCUAUUUCGGCAUGUACAGAGGAGCAGCAGUCAAUUUGACCCUGGUGACCCCCGAGAAGGCCAUUAAACUAGCCGCUAAUGAUUUUUUCCGUCAUCAAUUCAGCAAAGGAGACUCCAGAUUAAGUGUAUUUAAAGAGAUGCUGGCAGGAUGUGGAGCAGGAGUCUGUCAGGUGAUCAUAACCACACCCAUGGAGAUGCUUAAAAUUCAACUUCAGGAUGCAGGAAGGCUUGUGGCUCAAAGGAACUUAGCUGUGAUCCCGGCUCUGAAGCUCGGAGGAGGGGGCACGGUCAUAAACUCCGCCUACGGCCUCGGACCAACCACACACCUUAGAAGAGUCUCGGCCCUACAGAUCACACAGGAGUUACUGCGCACUCACGGUGUUCAGGGACUUUACAAAGGUCUCGGAGCCACGUUAAUAAGAGAUAUUCCAUUUUCUGUCAUCUACUUCCCCCUGUUUGCUCACCUGAACCAGUUGGGAAAGCCAUCGGAGGCUGAAAAUGCGCCAUUUUAUUGGAACUUUGCUUCAGGCUGUGGUGCUGGCUGUGUAGCAGCUGUAGCAGUCAGUCCCUGUGAUGUGGUGAAGACAAGGCUGCAGUCGCUCAGUAAAGGCACACACGAGGAGACCUACGGCGGGGUGAUGGACUGUGUCAGUAAGAUCAUUCGUAAAGAAGGUCCCGCUGCUCUGAUGAAGGGCGCCGGCUGCAGAGCGCUCGUCAUUGCUCCGUUAUUCGGGAUCGCACAAGUCGUUUAUUUCAUCGGUGUUGGGGAAUUCGUCCUGGGACAGUUUCCCAACUUCAGGAUCUAAAUGCCAUAAACUCGGACACUUGAAGCUCUUGAACAUUUAAGAUGAAAGUCUGACGCAGCUACACUGUGACCAUGUGGAGAAUGACAUGGUGUGAGUUUGAGAUUUUCUAUGGAAAUGCUAACAUGCAGGUAGCUUUAUUAAGAAGCUGAGACAAUGCUGUUUUUUUUUAAACACAUCUCCAGGACCAGCCUUCAGUUUCCCUCAAUGAGGGAAGAGACACUUUAGACAAUAAUCAGUACUCCUUGUAAAAUGUCUUCAUCAACUUUACUCAUGAAGUAUAUUUUCUUUGAACUAUACAGUUGGCAAAUAAGUUAAACUGUAAGUACCUGUAUCCUCCAAAUUCUAUAGUGAUGUCGAUUCGACCUCUAAUCUAAAAAAAAAAAAAAAAAAAGAAAGAAAGGGGGAGACGGGAAGUUGACGAAGGCAUACUACACUCACUACUGAACCAAAGCCUUGGACAAAGGUGUUUUAAUCCUGUUUAAAAUGUGUAAUCAAUUUUCAUAGGGGUGGUUACAGGCCCUUAAAAAACAGAGGAUCUAAAAAGCUAAAUGCUGCUUAGAACUUUUUUUUUUGACUUGGUCUUUGCAGAAUCUAAAGUUGUGAUUUUGCGCUUUCAUUCGGAUCAAGUCAAGAAAAUAGUUUAAAGAUUGUUUAUUAUAUGGUGCAAAAUUAUCAGCGCUCUCUAGGUGGGAGGGAUGGUUUACUAUUAUCUCCCCUGUCAAUCAUAGCGACAUGGACAUGGGUGAGCUCGUGUAUGUGGAAGAGGGCAGAUAGCGCUUUAAUCAGAGGUAGUAUCCGUUAGCCUUCUCAUCUCCUGGUCCGUGCAUGUCGUAUAAAGGGGAGAACUGGGUGGAGGUCCGGAAUAGGUGGAUGACCAAACUGGGAUAAAAUGAGGGAAAAAUCUCUUGACAUUUUGAACUUAUUUAAACAUGUAUUAAGCUAGUUUUCUCGAACAUUACAGUGUUAAUCAGCGACAUACCUCAGAACCACUCAGUCGGGUCAUGGGUUACAGCGCAGUACAGACACUUGUCUAUCUGAUAUGUGGCAGAAAAAAAGGGGAGGGUUGUAUUCUGAACAGAAUGACAAAAGUUUAUUUUUUCUUUGGGAAGAUGUAAAUAAAAACCCAAAAUGAUAUCAAUUGAAUCAAUAAUACACUGUGA